AUGUUACUACUAUUCGUUCUCACACAUUUAAUUGUCUUCAUAACAGCCAAUCCACACCAUAAAUACCCGUACGUUUUUCUUCUCGACGUCGGCAAUGAAGAGAUAGAUAAAAGUGAUAUUGAGCAAAUCAGAUUGACUGUUCCUGGAGGGUCAAUGGCUGUGAAGUACCCCGCUGAGGGUGAUGGUGACUUGAUAGGGCACGUCAGAAUAACUGCUAUCGAUUUUGGGAUUGAUUUAAAAGCUAGCAUCGCUGAAGGCGGCCCUGGGUACAAAUAUGUAGUGAUAGUCUUUUCUGGUAAUCCAGGGAAAUCUUAUGACGCUGUUGUUUCCAUACAAACGCUGCCAGCUGAUGAUGUUGAUGACGUUAAGAGUGAUGAUGAUGAUAAUAAUAAUGAUCUGUCAAAUGGCGCUGAUGAUGAGACUGAUGAUAACAAUAAUGAAGACACUAUCCAAGACGAUACUGGUUCGGAAUCGAUGUACGUAACCAAUAGCCAAUCUGAAGUGAUGCAAUCCACUUCCAAUGUUUAUAAAUAUGCUGUCAACGACGUCUCUGUUUCUGGAAUGCAAGCGUCAGAUAACGAUUUACAUGAAUAUGAUGGAAAUGAACAGGAAGAGAUCAAUGUAAAUAGUGAUGAUUACGCCAAAGAAAAUACUUAUACAAAAGACGAUUCUUCCGAAAGUGAUUCAUCUGUUGCCGCUAGUAAUACACUGUCCGAUAAAUAUAUAGCUUUUAAGCCUCACAUCUACGGAGGUAUUAGAUUUUACCCUCAAGCCGCGGUUUACACCCAAGAUACUUAUGAACAGAAUGAUAACACGCCUUUAUCAUUCGAUGAUGGUAACCAAAAUGAUUAUAAAUCUAAUAACAACCAAGUCGACGAUGAUGAUGCUUUGACUGUAGAUUAUUGA
This is a messenger RNA of Danaus chrysippus (African queen), 906 nucleotides long. The record is from the annotation of a GenBank genome assembly. Lineage: Eukaryota; Metazoa; Arthropoda; Insecta; Lepidoptera; Nymphalidae.